Effrenium voratum is the source of this 1013-nucleotide messenger RNA. Lineage: Eukaryota; Dinophyceae; Suessiales; Symbiodiniaceae. The record is from the annotation of a GenBank genome assembly.
AGGUUGGCUCAAGCGGCUGAGCUCCAUUUCGCCAGCCCCAAGUAGGUCGCCACAGUUCAUGUCAGCUUCGAUGUGGCAAGCUUCGUACCAGUACCCGGGCCCCCUGCUGGUGCGGAACACCUUCAUCGACGACCCCAACGGACGCCUGGACUCGCUGGAAGGCUUCCUCCACGAGCGCCAGGCCUUCUCCUGCCCCGUGAGCCGAAUCUCUGAGCCGGGGAGCGGAGUUGAGGGGGCCUUGCCGAAGCCCACGGAGGUCCCGGAGGAUGAGGUGACUGACAAGUCCAACACUGCGCAGGCGAGCACUGAGGCCUCGGGCGAGCCGGACGAGGGCUCGGACUGCUCCACGGUGGACACGGGGAAUCGCGUGUCCUCCACCCCGGACCUGCCGAACCCGGCGGUGUGGGCGAUGCCUGCAGCUUCGGAGGUGCAGCCGUUCUAUCCGGCCAUGGGAGGCUAUCCCUUCGCCUACAUGCCCGCGGGCCCGGCGCCCACUUUGCCGGCGGAGACGCUGCCGCCCCCGCCGGAGCAGGCGCCCUCGGCGCCGCAGGUGCUGCGGCUCCAAGACGCCUUGGGCCAGAAGGACGCCGAGGAUCUCAGCGCCGCCCAGCAGGUGCACCAGGCCGCCGCCGCCGCCGCGGCGCAGGCGGUCACUGCCAGCCACGAAGAGCAGGUGCUUGCUGCCAAUGCCUUCGCAUCUGCAUCCAGUCUCUUGCAGCAGAAGGACGCGGGGGCCAGCGCCGAGCUGCCCAGCGCCGGCAGCUCCGGGCACCAAGCGGGCCAGUGCAGGCCUUGUGCUUUCUGGACCACGAAGGGCUGCUCCAGUGGCCAAGACUGUCAGUUCUGCCACCUCUGCGCUCCUGGCGAGAAGAAGCGGCGCCAGAAGGCGAAGCGCGCGUUCUUCGGCGCGCUCUCCGAAAUGCAGCGGUGCUUGUCCCUGGGGGGCGACGCGCCCGCGGUUUGAAGCGACACAAGCCGGGCUCCGAUCGAGGGGUGGCGAACUCGGGGUUCCA